UCAUUUCUCUAAAUCAACCAGUCAGUGUCCAAAAACACAGGAAGCGCUGAUGAUCCUCUCCCCGCGUCCACCCUCCAAACUGACUUCGUCUCCGCGCAAACUUCCAGCAGACGCGCAGCAGCAUGAGCGGAGGCAGACCGCAUGGAUGUGCCACAUGAGGCGGACCACAGGAACUGAUCACAACGCUCAAAGUUUUUCGAAAGCACCAUCGGCGACUCCGACUGAACAAACACACAACUUUGCGUGUGUUUUUCUGCUUCCGUAAUACUUUUCACCUGUCGCCUGCCUGUUGGGAUUGCUUGGAUUCCACGGUGCGUCUUUUUAUGUCCAGUCGGGGAGACGUGUAGUUUUUUUUUACGGGGUGGUCUUAGUUAAGGACGGUGACAUGCAGGUUCUCGGUUGGACCGUAGUUCUCCUCUGCCAGUGGAUCCUACGGAAGGUCCAAGGGUUGGAGAAGCAGGUGGAUUUCUCAGAUCUGGGCCCAGUGGGGUCUGUGAUGAAGACUCUUCCAUAUGGCAUGGGUGGAGGCACAGCAGGGGGAACGACAGGGGGAGUUGUUAAGCCUCCAUACCAAACACGCAUCUUCUCCACCUCCAUCGACCAGACACCAAUGAAAUCCAAGCCUCCCACCUACAGUUUCUUCAACCCGUAUGACUCGGCCCGGAACCAGUCGCUCUUCCUAGACCAGACAGGCUACCGCUCCAAGCGUAAACCCUCGCUAAAGACCGCCAUGAAGACCAAAAAGAUCUUUGGCUGGGGGGACUUCUACUUUAAUGUCAAGACCAUGAAGUUCAGUUUAUUGGUGACAGGGAAAAUUGUGGACCACAUCAAUGGGACGUUCACUGUUUACUUCCGGCACAACUCAUCCAGCCUGGGAAACGUCUCGGUCAGCAUCGUGCCGCCAACUAAAGUGGUGGAGUUUGAGGUUCUUCAGCAGCAGCAGCUUCACCCCCACACUCAACAAGAAGUCCGGCUCCAGGAGACCCAGCAGGCCACCGUCGACCACAAAGAGACAAAAACCUUUAACUGUCGGGUGGAGUAUGAGAAAACCAACAGAUCAAAGAAGCCCAAACCCUGCCUGUAUGAUCCAUCUCAGACCUGCUUCACGGAGCACACCCAGUCUCAUGCCGCCUGGCUCUGUGCCAAACCCUUCAAGGUGAUCUGCAUCUUCAUCUCUUUCUUUAGCAUCGACUACAAGCUGGUUCAAAAAGUGUGUCCGGACUACAACUUCCAAAGCGAGCGCCCUUACUUAGGAUAAAUUAGACUGAACUGAGAAGCAAAAAAUAGAGACUAUAUUAAUGACUACAACGAUGAUUAUUAUAAUGAUAAUGAAGGAAAUGAUAGUCAUAUUGAUUACUAUGAAGAAACAGGGGACCGUUUUUUUUGCCUCUGAACUGCUGUGAAUUGUGGAUUUAAAUCAAAUAUAAUCAGAGUUAAGGAUGGUUAGAAUAUUUCAGAUUUCUCUGACUUUCCUUCAAACUUUGUAUUUGUUACCCUCUGUUUUAAUUUAUUUUGUUUCUUCUUUCUGUAAAUAUUGUACUCAGCCUCAGCUCUCUUACUGUUUUUAGAUAUUGGUUUCUCAGUGUUAUUUAUUUUUUGCAUUUGGGGAAUUCGGUUGAAAACAGCUGGAUUUAGAAUUAUGCCCUUUGACUACAGAAGAAGCCUGGCAAAUGGCUGUGCUGUGCCGACGCUGUAUGACAGACCUAAUGUUAUGGUAGGCUGACUGUUAAUCAUCCUCUCAGCUCUAAGUUGCAAACCCUGGAUAUAAGAGAGUUAUAUGUAUGAGAAAUGCUAUGCUGGAUAUGCAUACAAUAUACUGUACGAAAAGCACAUUAAAAUCUCUUAAACUGUCUUUUUUACUGAUUUGUGAAUGUUUUUGUUCAGAGCUAGAAGCACACAGAGCACAAGCUGGGCAGCAUAUUCAUGCUAUCUAUCUUACUCAGCUAGGAGACUAAUGAAUAAAGUUACAUUUCACUCUGAUUGGGAAUUCAUGCCCGAGCUCUCUGUGAAGAUAUGUAAGUCUAAUUUUCUGAAAUAUAUUGAAGGGAAGUUGGUUAUGGAUUCAAUUAUAACAUGAAACCCAACCGUGAAACAUUCUUAAGAUGAUGGGUGGUGUAUGACUCCUUUUGAGGGAGCCUGUAUUUAUGCUAAUAGAAUCCGAGUGAGGUAUCAUUUUUGAUCACAUUUACCCUGAAACUGAAAAUAACUAUUGUAUUGGAGGUAAUACUGCAGACAGAUUUUUGCUUGUUUGAUCAUGCAAGCAAGGAAAAUACAAGACAUCUGAGAAAACAUUUGUCAGUUGCACCUAAACCUCCAGGUGGCUUUCUCACAUUUUAUUGAAUGUUGUAUUUACUUCUGACACUGAUAUUAUCUCAGCUACUUAAUAUUUACUCUUUUUCCUUUCUUCCUUUAUGCCAAAUAUAUGAGAUUAUGGAUAGGUGAAGCAGCAGGAUAGCGUCACUCACUUCUGCCAAAAAAAUGUAUCUGUAUCUGGAUUAGAGGUUUAAUCCACCCACCCACCUCUUUAAAUCAAAAAAACAAACAUCAUACACCUCUGACUUACUCUGUGUUUCUCUUCUUUCGCUCACUUUUUUUCUCCCUCAGGGGAGAGUCUUUGGCUUUUUGCUCUCCACACUUUUGAUGUGACGAUAAUGGUGCUCAGAAUUUCAUUAGAAAACACACAGUCGAUG
This is a messenger RNA of Labrus mixtus (cuckoo wrasse), 2690 nucleotides long. RefSeq names its product neurexophilin-2. NCBI's taxonomy places the organism in Eukaryota, Metazoa, Chordata, Actinopteri, Labriformes, Labridae. The record is from RefSeq and is a predicted model, not a curated record. Gene Ontology annotation, molecular function: signaling receptor binding. The coding region runs from base 386 to 1258 and encodes 290 amino acids. The transcript has 2 exons.